Molecule: messenger RNA, 6478 nt
Organism: Sceloporus undulatus (fence lizard)
Lineage: Eukaryota; Metazoa; Chordata; Lepidosauria; Squamata; Phrynosomatidae
Gene: NUP214
Product: nucleoporin 214
Biological process (GO): RNA export from nucleus; protein import into nucleus
Cellular component (GO): nuclear pore
Molecular function (GO): protein binding; structural constituent of nuclear pore
Source: RefSeq, a predicted model, not a curated record
GCUCGGCCGCCGGUGAUGGGGGACGACAUGGACGUGAUCCCCGAGCGGGAGAUGAAGGAUUUUCAGUUCAGAGCCCUGAAGAAAGUGCGCAUCUUCGACCCCCCGGCGGAGUUACCCAAGGAGCGUUCCAGCCUUCUUGCUGUGUCCAACAAAUAUGGGCUUGCGUUUGCUGGCUGUGCGGCUGGGCUGCAGGUCUUUCAGACCAAAAACCUUCUAAUGCCGAUUCAGACGGGGGAUUCCCCUAAUAAAAUAGUUGAGAAUGUCCAGAGCCUUUUUGUGCCGACAAAGUUCCGUGUGCAUCACCUGGCACUAAGCUGCGAUAACCUUACCCUCUCAGUUUUCAUGGCAUCAAACGAAGUUGGCUCCUUUAUUGGCUUUUUUGAUGUCCGUACAUUUGUGAAUCAGGCUAAACAGCAAAAACGACCUUUUGCCUAUCAGAAGAUGUCUGCAGCUCUGGUCAGUGACCUGAAGUGGAAUCCCAUGAAUGCUUCCAUGUUGGCUGUGUGUUUGUCUGAUGGAAGUGUCUCAGUUCUGCAGGUUACAGAUUCUGUGAAGGUGUAUGCCACGCUUCCUGCCUCAGUGGCUGUUACAUCAGUGUGCUGGAGUCCCAAAGGAAAACAACUGGCUGUGGGCAAACAGAAUGGCACAGUGGUACAGUAUCUGCCUAACCUCCAGGAGAAAAAAACAAUUCCUUGCCCUUCAUUCUAUGAUUCAGAUAAUCCUGUCAAAGUUUUGGAUGUGUUGUGGAUUGGGACAUAUGUCUUCACUAUUGUCUAUGCUGCUGCAGAUGGGACCUUGGAGACACCUCCUGAAGUGGUGAUGGCUGUGCUUCCUAAAAAGGAAGAGAAACGGAAUGUGAUAUUUGUGAAUUUUAUGGAGCCCUGUUACGGCAGCAGCACGGAGAGACAACAUCACUACUUCCUUAACUACGUUGAAGAGUGGGAUCUGGUUCUGGCAGCUUCUGCUGCUUCCACAGAUGUCAGCAUCCUUGCGAGGCAAGAAGAUCAGAACAACUGGGAGCUUUGGGUACUGGAAGACUCCAGCCGAGCAGAACUUCCUGUAACAGACACUAGUGAGGACACUUUACCGGUUGGACUGGCCAUCGAUUACACCAGCAACACACGUAUAAUGAUCAGUGAGGAGAAGAGUGUGGAUCCAUCUCCUGUUCUUCUACUUCUCUCUACUGAUGGAGUGCUCUGCCCCUUUUACAUGGUCAAUCAAAAUCCUGGAGUCAGGCCUUUACUCAUGACACCUGAGCCUCUGUCUGCAGAAGGGGAAAGAGGAGCAAAAUCAGCUGGAAGUACGCCCCCUUCGUCUGUGUCUGGCUCUGCUUCUUCAAAGAUUGGACCUGCAUCUGCUGCAGGUUCAAUUUCCAGUUGUGGGGCAGCAUCAUUCUCAUUUGCAGCCUCCACUUUGAAAGCCCCAGGAUCAACAGAGGCCACUGUUCCCUCUCCUUUCCCACCUGAGGGCCCCAAGCCUCCACCUGGUUCUGGUCUAAGUGGAGCAGCUGGGUUCUCCUUUUCUUCUACUGUUUCCAAAGUUCCCCAAACUCCAGCCUCCACAGCUGAUGCCACUCCAGCUUCUGCCUCCUCUUUCUCUUUUGGAUCUAUGAGUUUUAAAACAAGCACAGACAACUCAGCUGGCCCUUUGUCCUCUGCAACGCCUCUUGGACUGAAGCAAAGUUUUGCCCCUCCAUCUGUCAAAGUCAACCUCACUGAGAAGUUCCUGGCUGCAGACUCAUCAACAGUUAUAGCCAGCAGCAGUAGUAAUAACCAGAGCUCCACCAUGUUCUCUUUUUCACCUGCUGUGAAGCCUGUGUCUACGGUGGGGGCAAACCAGAUGGCUGGGCUUUCUACUCCAGCUUCCGCACCUGUAAACGUUUCAACUCCAGCAUCUUCAGCAAUGAUGCGUCCUUCCCAGAGUGCUCCCCCAGCUUCUGUGCUUCAGAAAACAGCAAAGGUGUCUCCAGCUGUGUCAAAAGCAAGCCCUUCACAGGGCCGGCAGCAACCUCUUAGUUCUGGAACUGAGAAACAACUUCACCAAUGGAAAGAUUCUGAUCCUGUCAUUGCAGGGAUAAGAGAGGAGAUUGCUCACUUCCAGAAGGAAAUGGAAGAGUUGAAAAGCAGAACAUCCAAAGCCUCUUUCCAGGUGGGCACUGAAGAAGAGAAGAAGAUGCUGAGGGCCGAGUCAAAUGACUUGCACACCUUCCUCUUGGAGAUCAAAGAGACAACAGAGUCUCUUCAUGGUGACAUCAGCUUUCUGAAGACAAACCUGCUGGAGGGAUUUGCAGGGGUUGAGGAAGCCAGAGAGAAGGAUGAGCGAGCACACAACUCUGAGUACUUGCACCUGCUCUAUAAGAAGCCUUUAGACCCCAAGAGUGAAGCCCAGCUUCAGGAAAUCCGACGCUUGCACCAAUAUGUGAAAUUUGCUGUACAGGAUGUGAAUGAUGUUCUGGAUUUAGAAUGGGACCGGCAUCUGGAACAACAGAAAAAGCAAAAGCGCUUAAUGGUACCUGAACGAGAAACUCUGUUCAACACCUUGACUAAUAACCGGGAGAUCAUCAAUCAGCAGAGAAAGAGGCUGAAAAACUUGGUGGACAGCUUACAAGAUCUUCGUUUGUACAACCAGACUUCUCAAUGGAAAAGCUCAGGUCCUAUUUCUUCCCACAGCAGUGUCCAAAGCCUUGACAGCGAGCUGGAGAGCUUGAGUAACGCCUUGACCAAAGCUACUAUAGAAUCUUCUAGCAAAAUGUCACCAAAACAAGCCGCCAAACUGUCCCCUGUGAAGCAGGCUCAAUUAAGGAACUUCCUAUCAAAGAGGAAGGUGCCACCUGUAAGAUCAACUGCACCAGCCAGUCUGUCUCAGUCGGCCUUCCUGUCGUUGAGAUACGAUGAAGAUUUGGAUGACAUUAGCUCCAUAUCUUCAGCUGCCCAGUCCCUUGAGAAUGAAGAGAUUCGAGGUGCAGAUUAUGAAGAGGAGGAGGAGGAGAUUGGCUCCCUCCCGGUGGCCCGCCAUGCCAAAGUUGUCCGAACCUCCUCAGUUCAGCCUUGUCUGAUGGCACAGCCCCUGCCUCUUGGCAAACCACAAAUCCCAGUGGGUGCUUUAAUAGCCACACCGCAAACCCUUCCACAAGGGGCAGACAGCACAAUGUUGGCAACAAAAACUGUGAAGCAUGGGGCCCCCGUUCCCAUCGUCACCAUUCCGGCACCCCAGGCUGCAGCGGAAGCAGCAAUGAGAAGACAGAUGGCAAACCAGAAUCCAGCUGUGAGCACUUCCUUAACUGAGUCAACUCUGAAGAAUGUCCCUCAGGUAGUGAACGUGCGAGAACUGAAGAACAAUUCUGCUCCCCCAGCUGUUUCAACAGUCAUAGGAUCAUCAGUUCCUCAGUCGGCUGCUCAAGCUGUUCACCAGGUUCUGGCAACUGUGGCUACCAAUCAAGCCAGUCAGGGACCUUUGCCCAGCUCCCUUAAGGGGCAGCCUCCAUCCAGUUCGGCAGCCUCAGCAGUUGUGACCACCAUCAGCUCCACGGGUCAGACAUCAUCAACUGCUAAAAAGAGCUCAGUUCCAGGACUAGGGCCCACGAAGACACUUGCGGCUGUCACCUCAUCCUCUACACCAUCGGGCUCAGCCACUGGUGCUCAGUUCAACAAGCUGUUCACACUUCCCUCCACAGGGCCUGGAUUUAACUUUGCUGCAGUCACCUCCUCCCUUGCUGCAUCUGUCCCUGCAAUUUCACCAGUAGCAGCCACCAUCCCUGCAAAGGAGCUGAACCAACCUGAUGCCUUUUCAGUUGGUGGGAACAUGAAAUUUGGAGCUGCCCCAGAGAGUUUGUUUGCUUUUGGGUCUGCAAAACCAGCCAGUCUUCCAGGAACCUCCAUGACAGGCAUUGGCUCUGGUGAUCCGUGCCAGGCAAACUGCCAAACUGGCAUGGCUGUGGCUUCCAUUUCCAACAACACCUGCAACAAGCUGGAUGAUGUUUUGGUGAAACAAGGAGACCACCUCUUUCAGGGUCCUGUGAUUGGAGAAACCAUUGGGAGCUUCUCUGGAUUAAGAGUCAGUCAGACAGAUGAGAACGCUAAGCCUGCCCCAGCCAAGUUUCCCUUUGCUAAUGUGGCUGGUACCCAGGUGCCCAAAGCAGCCACUGUGCCUUCUGGAUUUACUCCUGCAAGCUCUUUGCAAGAAGCAAAGCCAGUGGAGGCCACUGUAACAUCCACAACAGUCACCAGUUCAGCAUUGACAGCUGUGGGCUCUGGCACGAUCUUUGGAAAUGUCCAGUUGGUCAGCUCAGGUUCUCCAUCCAGCUUUCCUCUAGGAGCCUCCACAGGAAAUGCAAAAUCUACUUUUGCAUUUGGGAUUCAGCAAGCCAGUGUUGUGCCAGCCCCCUCCUCUCCUUUGGCACCCCUUCCUACAUCAAACACCCUCUCGUUUGGAAGCCUCUUGAGUUCAGCCACAACAUCCACUGCAACCACACUAGUGAGCAAAGGAGAGGAAGACACCAAAGCUACAGGGGCUGCCUCUGAGAAGGCCCCUCUGAGUGAUACGACUGAAGCAGCACAACUACCCCUGCCACACUUGCAGGCUCCAGAUGUUCCUCAGAUGCUGCCCACUUUAGUCACCCUGCCACCCACAACUGGAGACCCAGGAAAACCUGCUGCCUCUUCAGGGAAACCCACCCCAACAGAUGCUGUGUCCAUCACUGCUAGUUCUAGUGAUUUGAAGGCUGAGAUGACUCCCACUUCCACCCCUUCAGACCAGCCUUCAACGGAUGCAGCCUCACCACUGGCUGAAGCAACCAGCACACCUCUACCUUCCUCUACCCCAAGUAUUUCAACCCAGGCACCAGCCACAGGGGCCUCUACGUUUACAGCCACCUCAAGUUCUUCUGUGUUUGAGCAGCCCCCUGUGUCCAGUGCUGCAUCAUCAGGUUCGGCCUUCAGCCAGCCUGUGACUGAUGCUCCAGUGACCUCUGAGACUGCACCCAUGUUCGGUCAGCUCUCUGCAGUGACUACCACGACAUCCUCACCCUUUGGUCAGCCUGCUGUCAACCCACCACCCACCUCCACUGUCACAGCUCAGGCAGCAGCCACUGGAUUUAAUACCUCAGCCUUUGGUAUUGCCACCACCACAGGCUUUGGACAUCCAGCUUUUGGGCAAGCUCCAACCUUUGGCCAGCCAGCAAACACCUCUAGCGGCUUCACCUUCAACUCAGCAGCCUUUGGAGCCACUCCUGCAUUUGGACAGGCAGCUUCCUCUUCUUCUUCUGCCUCCCCUUCCAGUGGUGGGAAUGUUUUUGGGGUGCCAUCCAGCACAAGCACCUCCAGCUCCUUCUCUUUUGGACAGCCUUCUUCCUCCUCCACCACUGGGCUCUUUGGCCAAAGUGGGACCCCAGCUUUUGGGCAGAAUUCCACCUUUGGACAGACCAUGCCAAUCUUCGGGAGUGCCACUGCUGCCACCGCUCCCCCAACAUCUUCAGCUGCAUUCAGUUUCUGUCAGGCUUCAGCAUUUGGUUCCAGCAGCCCAGGUUCUGUGUUUGGGCAAGCAGCCAGUAAUACCAGUGGUAACCUCUUUGGCCAGCAGCCCACUUCGAGUGGGGGUCUGUUUGGAUCUGGAAGCAGUGUGGGGAGAAGUGGGGGAUUCUUCAGUGGCCUAGGAGGAAAACCCAGCCACGAGGCAGCAAACAAGAAUCCGUUCAGCUCCAGCGGUGGAGGAUUUGGCUCAUCAGCCACACAGAAUACAUCGAGCCUUUUUGGAAACAGUGGGGCCAAGACCUUUGGAUUUGGCUCCACCUCCUUUGGUGAGCAGAAGCCAAUGGGCACGUUCAGUUCUGGCGGAGGGAGCGUGGCAUCUCAGGGAUUUGGAUUCUCCAGCCCAACCAAAACAGGUGGCUUCGGAGCUGCUCCAGUGUUCGGCAGCCCUCCCACCUUUGGGGGAUCCCCUGGGUUCGGAGGGAUGCCAGCAUUCGGUUCAGCCCCAGCCUUUUCAAGCCCUCUGGGCUCGACGGGAGGCAAAGUCUUCGGCGAGGGGACUGCUGCAGCCAGCGCUGGAGGAUUUGGCUUUGGCGGCACAGCUAGCACUGCAUCAUUCGGCACACUGGCAAGUCAAAACACCCCCACAUUUGGAUCCCUCUCUCAGCAAUCAACAGGUUUUGGCACGCAGAGCAGUGGAUUCUCUGGCUUCGGGACGAGUGGAGGAGGCUUUGGCUUUGGAUCAUCUAAUGCAUCCACUUCUGGAUUUAGUGGCUGGAGGAGCUGAAGAGACGCAGAGUUCUUUUGCUCUGCUGCUGCUGGGUGGACCAGAGGUGGGUGGGGAGAAAUACUGCAGAGAAACAUUUGUUUUUUGUUCUGUUUUGUUUCAUAUUAUCUCAAAUUCUCCAACUUCUUUUUUUGUACAAAAAAAGCACCUAAAAUGCCUAUUUUUUUUAAUGGAGUGAUUCCCUCCACCUCUUUAAAUAAACUAUUUUAUCUGUGUUUAUCUGUAA